AUACAAAGUACUAUUUUGUUACGAUCACGUUAAGAGAAGCAGCCAAGCGCGAAUUUUGUGUACUGCUUAUGACUUAUGCUAUUGUACACAUAUAACUUAUACUUCAGUACAUUGGAAAAUGAGCAGUCUAUAUUUCUUCGAAUUUAUUUUCUCUGUGUUGCUGAUAACGGCUUCCUCGACGAUUGGUCAGGAUUUAGAGGAACCCCCACAAUGUCCGGUACAAAAGCCGGACAAAUGUCUAAAUACCGCGGAUAUCAAGGCUGCCUUAAACGAUUUCACCGUACGCGCCUAUAAACAGCUGGCGACCUCCAAGAGCACUCCAGCUGAUUCAAACAUCGUCUUCCUUCCCCUGCACGUCAGCACCGCCCUGCUGUUGGCUUGUGCCGCGUCCAAAGGCCCCACCCACGACGAAAUCAUCGCGGCGCUCAAUCUCGGCAGCGGUAUUAACUGCGAAGAUGCCUAUGGAAUUAUCCAGUAUCUGUACCGUACCGCGCCGCAUAAAACCGAUCCGCCCACACGUUUCGACGACGCCACCUUCGCCAUUAACCGAUUGUACGUGGACAAGAGUGUCACACUGCGUCCGGAGUUUGUCCACGCCGUACAGACCAACUUCAACCAGACACCGGGAGUGGAGGAUUUCAAGAAUAACGCCGCCGGGGCGAUUAACAACAUCAACAACUGGGCAAAGGAGCAAAGCAGCGGGAAUAUUCAGAAUGUCGCCAACGAGCAGACCAUCAAUAAGGACACAACGGUGACCUUAGUCAACAGCCACUAUCUGCAGUUUCUAUGGUCUCAACAGUUUGACCCUAAGAAUACGGUGGCAGGCGAUUUCAGUCUGCUGAAUGGUGCCAAGGCCUCGGUUAAAAUGAUGGUCAACAAGGAGAAGAACUACAUGUACUUUAACAAUCUGGACGGUAAAGCGGUUCCUAAUGUACCGGCAUUUGAAAUGAUCGACUUGAUGGAUAAAUGGGCCACGGGUUCGGUACUGGUGUUUGUUCCCAAAGAUGCCAAAGAUCUGGCCAAUCUGGAGAAAGCUUUGACGCCGGCUUUGGUAGACCAAGCGUUUAGCAAUACGAAGCGCACGUUGAUGAACCUGAGCGUGCCCAAGUUCACGGUGGAGUCUGUGACGGACGUCAGUAAGAUCGCGUCCGGGUUGGGUAUCAACAAGUUGUUCAGCAAGGAUGCCGAUUUGUCUCCCAUGACGACCAGCAAAGGGGUGACCAUAAAAGGCAUCGCUCAUAAGGCUAUGAUCGACGUUAAUGAGCAAGGACUGAAGGCUGCGGCUGUUGGUAUUGCCACGGCAGGCAAGUCUGCGUUCAAUGUGAAACCGCCCAUCAAUGUGACUGUCGAUAGGCCAUUUGUUUUCGUUAUUCGCAUUCGGGAGACGGAAUUCUUAUCCUACGUGGGUCGUGUCACAAAUCCAGUACAAAAGUGAUAUUUCCAUUAAGUCUCGUUUAAUUUGUGGGAGUUGGCUACAUAAUUUUGUUUCGGUGUAAUGACAGUGGAAGUGUGUAGCUGUAACUGGUGACGGUUGUUUUAAAUUACGGCAGUCAAAAACCAGAUAAAAAAUACUUCAUCUCUAACUCGUUCCGA
Molecule: messenger RNA, 1593 nt
Organism: Paramacrobiotus metropolitanus
Lineage: Eukaryota; Metazoa; Tardigrada; Eutardigrada; Parachela; Macrobiotidae
Exons: 3
Coding region: 119-1435 (438 amino acids)
Molecular function (GO): serine-type endopeptidase inhibitor activity
Source: RefSeq, a predicted model, not a curated record